AUGCUCUCUCUCUCUUCCUUGCUCUCUUUUGUGCAUGCUCUCUCUCUCUCUUCCUUGCUCUAUUUUUUGUGCAUGCUCUCUCUCUCUCUCUUCCUUGCUCUAUUUUUUGUGCAUGCUCUCUCUCUCUCUCUCUUCCUUGCUCUCUUUUUUGUGCAUGCUCUCUCUCUCUCUUCCUUGCUCUCUUUUUUUGUGCAUGCUCUCUCCCCUCUUCCUUGCUCUCUUUUUUUUGUGCAUGCUCUCUCCCUCUCUUCCUUGCUCUCUUUUUUUUUGUGCAUGCUCUCUCUCUCUCUUCCUUGCUCUAUUUUUUGUGCAUGCUCUCUCUCUCUCUCUCUCUUCCUUGCUCUCUUUUUUUUUUGCAUGCUCUCUCUCUCUCUUCCUUGCUCUCUUUUUGUGCAUGCUCUCUCUCUCUCUUCCUUGCUCUCUUUUUUUGUGCAUGCUCUCUCUCUCUCUUCCUUGCUCUCUUUUUUUGUGCAUGCUCUCUCUCUUCCUUGCUCUAUUUUUUUGUGCAUUCUCUCUCUCUCUCUCUCUCUUUUCUAUUUUUUUUUUUUGUGCAUGCUCUCUCUCUCUCUCUCUCUUCCUUGCUCUAUUUUUUUUUGCAUGCUCUCUCUCUCUCUCUCUUCCUUGCUCUAUUUUUUUUUUGUGCAUGCUCUCUCUCUCUCUCUCUCUCUCUCUUCCUUGCUCUUUUUUUGUGCAUGCCUCUCUCUCCCUUCCUUGCUCUCUUUGUGCAUGCUCUCUCUCUCUCUUUUCUCCCUUGCUCUCUUUUUUGUGCAUGCCUCUCCCCCUCUUCCUUGCUCUCUUUUGUGCAUGCCUCUCUCUCUCUUCCUUGCUCUAUUUUUUGUGCAUGCUCUCUCUCUCUCUCUUCCUUGCUCUUUUUUGUGCAUGCUCUCUCUCUCUCUCUUCUUUGCUCUCUUUUUUUUUGCAUGCUCUCUCUCUCUUCCUUGCUCUAUUUUUUGUGCAUGCUCUCUCUCUCUCUCUCUUCCUUGCUCUAUUUUUUGUGCAUGCUCUCUCUCUCUCUCUCUUCCUUGCUCUAUUUUUGUGCAUGCUCUCUCUCUUCCCUUGCUCUAUUUUUUUUUGUGCAUGCUCUCUCUCUCUCUCUCUCUUUCUUGCUAUUUUUUGUGCAUGCUCUCUCUCUCUCUCUUUCCACGCUCUAUUUUUUGUGCAUGCUCUCUCUCUCUCUCUCUCUUGCUCUCUUUUUUUUGUGCAUGCUCUCUCUCUCUCUUCCCUUGCUCUCUUUUUUUGCAUGCUCUCUCUCUCUCUCUUCCUUGCUCUCUUUUUUUGUGCAUGCUCUCUCUCUCUCUUCCUUGCUCUAUUUUUUUUUGCAUGCUCUCUCUCUCUCUUUUCCAUGCUCUCUUUUUUGUGCCUCUCUCUCUCUUCCUUGCUCUAUUUUUUGUGCAUUCUCUCUCUCUCUCUCUCUCUUCCUUGCUCUAUUUUUUGUGCAUGCUCUCUCUCUCUCUCUCCUUGCUCUAUUUUUUGUGCAUGCUCUCUCUCUCUCUCUCUCUCUUCCUUGCUCUCUUUUUUGUGCAUGCUCUCUCUCUCUCUUCCUUGCUCUCUUUUUUGUGCAUGCUCUCUCUCUCUCUUUCUCUCUUCCUUGCUCUCUUUUUUGUGCAUGCUCUCUCCCUCUCUUCCUUGCUCUCUUUUUUGUGCAUGCUCUCUCUCUCUCUUCCUUGCUCUAUUUUUUUGUGCAUGCUCUCUCUCUCUCUCUUCUUGCUCUCUUUUUUGUGCAUGCUCUCUCUCUCUGCUCUCUUUUUGUGCAUGCUCUCUCUCUCUUCCCUUGCUCUAUUUUUGUGCUCUCUCUCUCUCUCUCUUCCUUGCUUUCAUUUUUGUGCAUGCUCUCUCUCUCUCUCUCUUCCCUUGCUCUCUUUUUUUUGUGCAUGCUCUCUCUCUCUCUUCCUUGCUCUAUUUUUUUUUUGCAUGCUCUCUCUCUCUCUCUCUCUUCCUUGCUCUCUUUUUUGUGCUCUCUCUCUCUCUUCUUGCUCUCUUUUUUUGUGCAUGCUCUCUCUCUCUCUCUCUCCUUGCUCUAUUUUUUGUGCAUGCUCUCUCUCUCUCUCUCUUCCUUGCUCUCUUUUUUGUGCAUGCUCUCUCUCUCUCUUCCUUGCUCUCUUUUUUGUGCAUGCUCUCUCUCUUCCUUGCUCUCUUUUUUUGUACAUACUCUCUCUCUCUCUUCCUUGCUCUAUUUUUUUGUGCAUGCUCUCUCUCUCUUCCUUGCUCUAUUUUUUUGUGCAUCUCUCUCUCUCUCUUCCUUGCUCUCUUUUGUGCAUGCUCUCUCUCUCUCUCUUCCUUGCUCUCUUUUUGCCCUCUCUCUCUCUUUUUUUCUUGCUCUCUUUUUUGUGCAUCUCUCUCUCUCUCUCUCUUUCUUGCUCUCUUUUUUUGUGCAUGCUCUCUCUCUCUCUCUUCCUUGCUCUAUUUUUGUUUUGUGCAUGCUCUCUCUCUCUCUUUCCUUGCUCUCUUUUUGUGCAUGCUCUCUCUCUCUCUCUUUGCUCUCUUUUUGUGCAUGCUCUCUCUCUCUUCCUUGCUCUCUUUUUGUUGCAUACUCUCUCUCUCUUCCUGCUCUCUUUUUUUUUUGUGCAUGCUCUCUCUCUCUUCCUUGCUCUAUUUUUUUUUUGUGCAUGCUCUCUCUCUCUUCUUCCUUGCUCUCUUUUUUUUGCAUGCUCUCUCUCUCUCUCUCUCUUCCUUGCUCUCUUUUUGUGCAUGCUCUCUCUCUCUCUCUUCCUUGCUCUCUUUUUUGCAUGCUCUCUCUCUCUCUUCCUUGCUCUCUUUUUUUGUACAUGCUCUCUCUCUCUCUUCCUUGCUCUCUUUUUUGUGCAUGCUCUCUCUCUCUCUUCCUUGCUCUCUUUUUUGUGCAUGCUCUCUCUCUCUCUCUUCCUUGCUCUCUUUUUUGUGCAUGCUCUCUCUCUCUCUUCCUUGCUCUCUUUUUUGUGCAUGCUCUCUCUCUCUCCUUGCUCUCUUUUUUUUGUGCAUGCUCUCUCUCUCUCUCUCUCUUCCUUGCUUCUUUUUUUUGUGCAUGCUCUCUGCUCUUUUUUAAUUUUAUUUUAUUUUAUUUUAUUUUAUUUAUUUUUUAACAUCUUUUGUCUUUCUCUCUCUUUUUGUCCAUGCCUUUCAUUCUGCCUUGUUUCUUUUUGCUCUCUUUCUCCUCAUUAUUGA
Molecule: messenger RNA, 3141 nt
Organism: Acanthosepion pharaonis
Lineage: Eukaryota; Metazoa; Mollusca; Cephalopoda; Sepiida; Sepiidae
Source: the annotation of a GenBank genome assembly